GAAUUUUCAGUUGACAUUGAGACAGCGAGUCAUUCAGCUAAUAAAAAUGAAAUUCCUAAUAUAUCAGAACUCAAUUUAACAGAGAAUAAAAUAUUAAAAGUUGUUUCUGAUGAUGAAAUACAACUAGCGUUGUUUCAGUUUGCAAAAAACAACGAUAUAGAAGGUGUUACAAAGUACAUCAAAGACCAUAAAUCAGAAAUAGCAAAAAUUAUAGAUACAUACGGUUGUGCUAAUAAGUACAUAGAUCAGGCACACAAAUUUGCUUACGAUAACUGUAAUUUUCAUUUUGCAUGUGCAUACGAACUAGCAAUGGAGGAAAUUGACGAUAAUGCUUUUUCUGUAGAUUAAUUGACACAUCUGUGUAAAGAUGAAGUUUAUUAAAGAUAUUGCAUAUAAAUAUAAUAUAUAUAAUAUUUAUUAUACUUCUUUGUAUUACUUCUUUUACUUUUACAUUUUUUGUUCUUGUGUUAAAACUUCUUUUAUAAAUAACAGUUUUAUUUUUUAAAUGUUUUGCAUUUGUAAAACUAUGUGUUACAAUUUUAUAACAGUUACAGUUUUCUAAAAAUUUAGUUUUAAUUGACUUUACCCACGGUGAGAGUUAAGAUAAUCUGUUUUUGAUAUCAUUCAGGGUAUUGUUAAAAUAGUGCUGUCCAUUGGUAAUAUUUUUGGUGUUUUUCAUUUUUAAAAGAUUGCUAAAGCAACCUUUAAAAAUUUAUAUAAAAUGUAAGAUGGUUA
Messenger RNA from Hydra vulgaris (swiftwater hydra), 735 nucleotides. NCBI's taxonomy places the organism in Eukaryota, Metazoa, Cnidaria, Hydrozoa, Anthoathecata, Hydridae. The record is from RefSeq and is a predicted model, not a curated record.